Molecule: messenger RNA, 2082 nt
Organism: Metarhizium brunneum ARSEF 3297
Lineage: Eukaryota; Fungi; Ascomycota; Sordariomycetes; Hypocreales; Clavicipitaceae
Gene: abp2
Product: ARS-binding protein 2
Molecular function (GO): DNA replication origin binding
Source: RefSeq, a predicted model, not a curated record
AUGCCAUCGCCGCAUGGGCUCGUCGUUCGGCCCACCCUGCCAGACAGAGACGUGAACCCUGCUACUAUAGAGGAAGCUUACGUACGCUUCAUCUUUUACUGCAAUCCUGCGCUACAGCUGGACUGCGACACGGAGAGUUUGAGAGAUGCCUUUCGGACGCCCCCACGCAGCGGUGGCAAGUCCUUUGACACCUUCAUCAUAUACGACCUGGUGAGGAAGUUUUACAACAAGGAGAUCAAGACGUGGACCGAGUUGACCACAACCCUUGGAGUUGAGCCGCCGGACCCAUCCAAGGACGAGAGCGCGCAGAAAGUUGCCCAGUAUGGCGUUCGGUUAAAGAAAUGGAUGAACUCGAUGCACGUCAAGGCCUUUUUUGAGUAUCUCAUGGACAUACCUAAUGACUACUGGAUGAGGAUCCCCACGGACCCCAACCCCAUCGCAAGCGGCGUUCGUGAUGGCGUCGCCCUUGAGGAUGAUAUGGCCUUGAGGGCUUUGCUGCCUCAUAUACGGCCCAAGAGAGGGCGGAAGAGACCUGAGGCGGAUGAUGCUUUGGCGUCGCCGGCCCAGAGACAGCGACUGUCGCCGGCUUCUGCGGCAGAAGACUAUUGUCAGGGACAGUCAGGGCCUUGGUCGGCUCAUCCAGAUGCCCAUGGGGGCACGCCAUUAGACGCCCAGAGAGCGCACAAUCCCGCGUCAUGGGGGCAAAACGAGUCUCUACAAACGCCUGUAGGCCGGUGGCCGCAGUCUGCCGUCACACCCACGACUAGGGGCUCGUUUUGGGAUGACGCGCUUGAGCCUCGAUCGGCAGCCGCUCCCACCAAGGGCAAGGUGCCCAAUCUUCGCAGAGGCGCCAAAAAUGUAUCUUCGGCGUGGAAAACGGCCGGCAAAGAUCCGGGGACUCGGCCAAGAGGUCGGCCUCCCAUCAACCGAACGCCUGUAGAGGGACCUGGCCAACAUCACGCACAUGGCUGGACGCCAACCAACGAGACUCAACCCGAACAUUCGUACUAUCCUAGGCCAGUCCCGGCGAUGCACCCAGAACAGCCGCAGCCGCAGCCGCAGCAACAGCAGCAGUAUCAUCACCAGUUUCCUGAAAAUCAGAGCAGAGUUACACCCGCCGGACAGCAUGACCAACAUGCACCACCAUACGAAGGAGGAUCAAGACCAUCUCGACCUAGCAUCUCAUUACAGGUCCCGGAACGGGCCGGGGGUUCUGUGCGUCUGGCCACGCCUCCAGCGCCAGCGCCAGCGCCAGCACUGACACAGGCCCCGGCACAGGCCCCGACACUCGCACCGGCACCAGCAGCACCGCCUCCUCAACCUCGUCAAGUCGAGGUCAACGGCUCCGAACCCAACGGCCAAGUUCCCGGCGACGAUAGCCAGUACCACGAUGGUUGGCGCAAAUUCGCAAGGGAAGCAGCCGAUGCCUACGAACAACCGGACCAAAGCCACGGGCCGGCCGGCUCGGGCGAUUUGGGGGACAAGGACUCAGACAUGCCCGACUACUACUUUGACAGGAUGGACGACCGCACAAACGUCGACGUCCUGACGGCAUACUUUACGCGCUCCAUGACCGAAGCCGACUGGCGAGAUGCCGACGGAAACUCAACAAAGACCGUCUCCCUGGAGGAAUCCGCCGCAAUGGUCCACGCCAUGCUCCAAACAAUGUACAAGACCGCCACAUCGCCGCAAGCCUUUCUCAUCAACCUGGCUGCCCUCGCGGGCUCCACCACCCUCGUCACCACGCGGCCGAAAUGCACGCGCCUGAGCGAAAACGACGGUCAGUUCAGGUACAAGUGCGAAUGGGAGUAUCGCUUCGGCCAUGUAAAGGGCGGCUUUACGUUCGACCAGGUGGUCCCGGCAAGCAUGUGGGCCAAGACGAAGCGGCCGCCGACCCCGGAUGAGGACCGGGACCGGAACCAGGAGCAGCAGCAGCAGGAGGAGGAGGAGGAGGGCAAGUUUACAAAGGAGUACUGGCAGAAAAAGUACGAGGCGCUGACGGCCGAGCUGGAAAGCAGGGACAGGAACCUGGCUGAUUUGAGGGACAAGGUGACCAAGGCUCUGGGCCGGAACUUUAUGUGA